Messenger RNA from Porites evermanni, 6402 nucleotides. The record is from the annotation of a GenBank genome assembly. Lineage: Eukaryota; Metazoa; Cnidaria; Anthozoa; Scleractinia; Poritidae.
AUGACUUUUAAUUUCAACCCAUUUCCUGGGGACUCAAGUGGUGCAGCUAUCACAUCUAGCGUUUGUAGCCUGGAACUUUCAAGUAGCGGAAAUGGGACGUUAAACGUAUCGGAUCUCGAUGAAGACAUUGAGAUUGAUAUCCCUCUUAAUCCUAGUAACGGAGAAUCCGCUGAGCCAACCGGUUCUUUUCUCACCCCGAACAAGUUGACCAUCCACAGCUACUUCGCUGAGCUAGCUAACGUCCCUUUGUCGCUGUUCCUCGCAGGACAAGAUCAAGAUGCUGUAGUAGAGGUGCUAAUAAAAUAUGGAUCAAGGCCAUCGUUGGAUGACUUUGAUGAAAACUUCACUAUCACUUUAACCGCAUGUCAAAGUAAUGCAACCACGAUAAAUGAAAACCAAACAGGCUGCGGUUCUCAAUUACAGACAACGAUUACGGUUACCCCUCCAGAGCAAAGUUUAAUUUACGUGGGAAUCUUGACAUUUGGCGAGAAAAAUGUCACUGAGCACUCCAGAAAAAGACGGUCCUGUUUUGGAGGAGGUAGACAAAAACGAUCGUGUAUUGGUGUUAAGGAUCCGCCCCUAGAAGGCUUUAACAAGUCUGUCAUUCCAAAGUAUGAUCCAUUGACAGAUGUAAAUUACACUUUGACAAUGAGCCAAGCAAAUUGUUUGUACUGGUCUACUACGAUGGAAAAGUGGACGUCCGAUGGAUGUAAGGUAAGCUAUCGUCGAGAUAUCGAUAAAGCAUGGUUUAUUGAGGAUAAAGAGCAUCAAAUCCUUAUUAGGCAAUAGAGCGUUUUAACAUGACGUCACGGCCGCUAUUUUGGUGAUUCAAAACAAUGAAACGGCGGCCGUGUCGGUGUUGCAAACCAUUCCUGUGGGAGUUCAACUCUUUCUUUUAUGUAAACGCUUUUUUAGUGUAUAGAUGCUGGUCACGUGGGUUAAAACACUCUGUAAGUCCAAAUGGAAACCCUUACAGUUUUGAUGGAUGGUUAGUCACUCUGAAAUUUAUAUGAAUCCUAUUCCUUGGAGAUUAGUCUACCAUCACAAAUUAAACAACACGUGGGUUAAAGUUAUCAUUCUAUUGGGUCCUUAUUUGGUCUUUCGUGCCUUAGGUUGGCCUUGGCUCUGACAAAAAGAAGCUGAAGUGCCUUUGCAAUCAUUUAACAGCGUUCGGAGGAAACUUUAUACAGGCGCCAAAUCCCAUAGAUUUCGACAAAGUGUUCGUGGAAUUUACAAGACUAGGAGAAACUGGAAACGUAGCCGUGUUGAUAACGAUAUGUGUCGUGUUCCUCCUUUAUUUUGUGGUAACUGUCUUUGCAAGACGAGUGGACAAACGUGACGAAAAUAAGGUAUGAAAAUAGCUCCGAUCCAUAAGAAAUAAAUGACAUGCUCUAGAAAUAUCUAGUGCAAGAAGUAAUUUAAAAUUUCCAAACUAGCGUUUACUUUACCAACAAUCGGCGACAAAAUGAGUUGAGACACUUCGCCCAAAAGUAGGCUUUUUUACGAUUUAUGAACUUCAAAAGAAGGAAAUAUAGCUUUCCUCCCCCAUCCCGUCUAUACAAUGUUGAGCCCUUGUUCUAGCUACCUAUAGCAAACAACAAACACCCCAACUUUGAGGGGUGCGGAUUCUUUUGUUCUCCGUAGUCACCCUAUUUAAGUACAAUUUCUCAACAAUUUUGUCGCCGAUUGAAGAUACUUCAAAAACAAUUAGUAAAUAUAUAUAGCUCGAAGAGGCAGCGUGGCGUCGCACUCGCAAUCCUGCAGUCCCGGAUUCGGGUCCCGCUCCGACCACAAGCUGGUUUUGUUUCUCUUGAGCGUAGGGGAUCAGGAACGAGAUUGGUUAAUAGCCUGGAUAUAGCGAAAUACCGACCCAAAAACUGGCAUCUUGAGCAUAACCCUUUCAGUACCCGAGAUAGGCGUUGUAUACUAAAAGGUCCAAGAAGCUAAGGUCGUAGUAGGUCCUUUGAACGUUACUUUUUUUAUGACAAAAUAUUACAACUUCAAUCAAAGUAGAAUUACGAACUUCCAAAUAAGGACAUCUGCUGUCAAGUGUAACCAACAGAUAUGCUCCAAAUAUGGGGUCUAUCUUGUAUGCCUUCUCUUCUGAUGCUUCUCAUAAAAAGUAAGACUUGGACUGGAAAAAAAAUAUUCAAAGAAGCGGCUAAAAAAAGACGUCUCAAGAUUGGCCUGGACUGGACUGGGUAGGGGUAUCAAUAUACCCCUAGCGUUCCAAUAAGUGACUACAAUGGAACCUGUGAAAGGAAAAAAUACUAGUGAGGGUUCUAAAAUUUAUUUAUUGGCCAUGUGAAAAUAGGAUGGGUAAAUAAAUUAAUUAACCCGGAAAAACGUACCUUUGGCCAAUCUUUUAAAAACCUGAAAAUAAUCAUUGAAAAACCAAUGAAAGACCUUCGUUAUGUGGUUGGUAAGAAAGCAUUGUGACAUAACAUUUAUCUGGCUAUCCACAACAUGUAAAUCAUUCUGAUAUUCUAUUUUGCGACGUUUUCGUCCCUUAGAUUACCCCUCCGAGGACCGUAGUAGUUAAUGAAGGCGGAAGCUAUGUCUACGAAAUGGUGAUACGUACAGGUGUUUGGAAAGAUUCAGGUUCUACUGCGAACAUAUCACUUUGUAUAGACGGCAAGAUGGACGAAAGCAAGGAAAUCCAUUUGCGACGUAGGGGAGAAAAGCCUGAACUAUUUUCCCGUGGUGGUGUUGACGGUUUUGUGCUAACAACCAGUAACACUUACGGACCCCUGAAGGCAAUAACGUUAUCUCAUGAUAACUCUGGCAACGAUCCAUCGUGGUUUCUUGAAACGUUGAUCAUAAAGGAUAAACAAACUGGGGAAGUGUGGAAUUUCUUAGUGAAUAGGUGGCUUGCUGUUGAAAAGGGUGAUGGUCAAAUACAAGUUACAGUGCCAUGUUUCAACACAAGUGAUUUUGGAUUCUCAGAUCAGGUGCGAUCGAUGGCCCCUCGAAUUUUAGCCGAUAGUCAUAUUUGGUUGUCAGUUGUUGGCAAAGCAUCGAGCAGCACAUUCACACGAGUGCAAAGAGUGUCUUGUUGCCUUUCCGUUCUUUUUACUGCCAUGAUCGCAAACGCCAUGUUCUACAAUAUUGGCGGGGAAUCACUAGCGGCAAUUCGGGUUGGACCAUUUAAGUUCUCGUGGCAGCAGAUCGUCAUAGGAGUUCAAAGCGGAGUGAUUGUUGCGCCAGUGAACAUCCUGAUUGUACUACUCUUUCGCUUGAGCAGGCCAAGGCAGCGGAGAGAUGAUAAAUACAAAACUGGCACGGAUUCAUUUCAUCUUAUUGAGGAGGCGAGGAAAUCGAGGUUUACACUGCCCCACUGCUUCAUCUACAUCGGAUGGUUCCUUUGUAUCACCACGACACUAACAAGUGCCGCUUUCACGCUUUUUUACAGCCUUAUGUGGGGAAAAGAGCUUGCCGAGCAAUGGCUUGCAUCCAUAAUGACUUCUCUAGCUGAGGAUAUAUUCGCUGCGCAGCCAAUGAAAGUGUUACUAGUUGCUUGUGUAAUAUCCUUGUUGACAAUCCGACGAAAAAAGGGGUGUAACGCUGCAGUUAGAGAUGCAGAAACCUAUGGACAAAUGAGCGAUGGCGAGUUCGAUGAUGAUCCAAAGAAAACGUUGAGACGUUAUGAACUUUCAAAGAUGCGCGACAACAAGAAAAAGGACGUGAAACUACUAGGAAUGAUGAGACAAAUAAUUCUGCAUACCUUAUUCGUAUUCCUCAUGGCCAUCACUUGCUAUGGGAACAAAAACAACAACCGCUUCCUAAUGACAGCAGCGGUGAAGCAACCGUUUCUAAAGUUUGACAAGGUAAUUGCCUUUUCUUUCCGAGAGAAAGCCAAUGAUUCACAAUUUACAGAAUUACAUUAGCAACUAGAGGUAACAGGUACACCCUGACAAGUACUAAUCAGAUCAUAGGUUCUACUCCUAUGGGGAAUACUUUUGGAUUUUUCCUUCCGAAACGCCUUUGUCAGUGACUGAAAAAUUAUCGUUCUCAUGUUUUCACCUGAUGCUAAACAUUAAGCAAAAAAACAUAUAUAUGUAAGCCAUGGCUUAAAAUCGUUGUUAAAAGUAAAAUAUCGCUAGAAUGUCAAAGCGACGAGGGUGGAUAAGAGUUCACGCUUUUUUCUCCAUGUACAAGCCAAAGGGAAGCGGAAAUUGAACUAAUUACUAUCCAUGACUUUAUUCUAGUAUCUGGUGGUGGCAUAUAAAACAGGACUUUGAAUGGAGCAUCCCACAUUGUUCCCCCUAGUUCAAAAUAACAGUAGCGAAAGUGAAUAGAAAUUUUUUUAUAUAGGUCAACGUUACGUAACAAAAUUAUCACAAUCUAUUUCUUUUUCAACAGGUCACACAUCCGGACGUACUGAGGGGAUGGAUGGAUCAAUUUUUCAUACCAAACCUCUAUGCAGGGUUCUGGUACAAUAACCAAAAAGAGAUUAUGGAGGUUUACAUACACAAUAAAAAGUCUAUUUUGCUGGGAAUGCCACGAAUGAGACAAGUUAGAAUUAAGAGGAGUGAGUUCGAGUUUACUGUAAAUAGAAAGAUGAAGACCAUAUUAACUAUAAUUAGCCUAAAGGGACAAAAAACAAUGCCACCGGAUGAACGACCGAGCGCUUUAAAAAAACGUAUUAAAGGAACAUAAAGGGAACCUUUCAGUUGAUCUGUUGACAUGGCGAAAAUAAAGUGCUGGCCUCUUCUUUUGCUUUGUCAGGAAAAUUCUAAUUAUAUCAGAGGGCGAAAAAUUUAGAAACCGCCAUCUCGCCUAAAUCGGCUUUUUAAGAACACUUGUAAAUAACCUUCACGCACAGCCGACUUUCUUAGUGACUUCUUAUAGGGAUUAUUAAUUGUUUAUAUUUUUCUUUAGUUGACUUUUUGACUUUUUUUUGAAGGCACUUGUGGAGUUCUUAGUUUCAUCAACCCGCACUGCUAUUAUGACUACACUUUCGAAAACGAAGACAAAACCUUCAUGAGUCUUCCGGGAUGGAAAGAACUGCCUGUAAAUACGACAUGGCCUGAUUCACUUAAGAUGUGUCCACGACCAUGGCGAUACCAGAGUCCAGAACAUCUUGGGAAUGCUCUACCGACAUGGGGAACUUUCAAGCUGUAUAGUGGGGGUGGAUACAUAGCUGCCAUGGGAUAUAACGAAGAAACUGCAGGUGGGGUAGUCAAUGAAUUACAUGCUGAGGGAUGGAUUGAUCAACAAACCAGACUUGUAGUUAUUGAAUUCACGGUUUUCAACAUCAACACAAACCUAGUCAGCAUCGCUUCUUUCUUCUAUGAGGUUCUAGCUACUGGGGCUGCGUACACAACCAAGAAAGUGGAAACACUGGAGCUGUAUAGUACAGAAUCAGGCGCUCGAGAAUUUUAUCUCAUUUGCCAGUUUCUCUUCAUGUCUACGACACUUUAUUACUUCGUAUUGCUCCUGGUUAAUCUUUUUCGCCAACGAAUCAGCUUUUUUAAAUCCAUAUGGAAUUUAGUUGAAUUUUUGCAAGUUGUUUCUUCUGUGACAACAGUAACAUUCUACAUGCUCAAAGCUAAAAGUAUUUUAAGAAGUGUUAAAGCAAUACAGUCUAAUCCCUACGCAAUCAUUAACUUUCACACUGCACUGUCUUGGGCUGAGUGGGAAAAUGCAUCUAUUGCUGUCGCCGUAUUCAUGGCAACGUUAAAGUUUCUCAAUCUUCUUCGGGUUAACCCCCACGUCAUAUUUUUAUUUUCAUCUUUUCGCCAAUCUGUUGGUCAUCAAUUAUCCUUUAUGUUCAUUCUCCUGUUAAUCUUCAAUUCCUUUGCCAUGUCAGGAAUACUGAUUUUUGGUGGGUCCAUGUACGUGUAUUCUAGUUAUUUAAGAGCCACAGUAGGCCAAUUUGAAUUUCUGUUAGGUAAAGCAGUGCCGGUAGAAGGUCUUCGAGCUGAAAAUAGAAUUAUCGGUCCCAUAUUUGCCCUGUUUUAUGUGCUAACUUUGACCAUUUUCCUCAUGAACAUGUUCAUCUCUAUGCUCAAUGACGCGUACUCUGGUGCAAAGACAAAUGUCGAAGAUAGCGCUGAAGAUCUGGAACUCUCACACCAUCUUGAAGAGCGUUUGUUAGAACUUAUGGGGGAAAGGAGAGGCGGACGUGAUCUUACAAAGUUGUUCUGUGACGAAGCAAUUUUCGUGAACAUGUUCAGCUCCGAAGCAGAGCCAUUCUGCAAGAAUACUGAACGAAUUCUUCAGUGCACAUAUGAGCGAUUGAUUAAAGUAGAUCAGCGAAUUGCCAAGCUUAUUCGAAUGACUGAGACGGAAGAAAACGGUCAGCUUGAGGAAGACCGUGAGCUUAUUACCCUCAUAAGUAAAAUUAUCUUCAUUCCCCAAACUUGUGAGACUCAGGCUCAGGUUGCCUUUAUGUACUAG